AUGAACGUUGAAAGACCCGAGCUACCACCGAAGCCUGGUAAUAAUGCUGUUGAAACUGCAGCUAACGCUGUUCCACUACCAGAAAGCGUAAAUCUGUUACCGGUAAAGGCCAUUGAGGAGUUAACUUCCACUCAUCGAGAUAAGCUAAAGGAUUAUGUCAUGAGGUUUGAGAAUUGUGCAGAUAUUCGGGCUGGGAGCCAACAGUUGAAGGACGAGUUGCAGGUACUUUUACAAGAGUUCGAAAGUAUACAGGCUCGUCGAGAGAAAGUUAUGACAAAAUUUAGCUUCGUUAAGGGUUUGGAAUCCGAGUACGAGGCGUCUUGGGAGACGCUUAACGGCUUGAUUUCGACAAGGUACGGCGAAAAUGCCCUCAGAGACAGAAUGAAAAGUGACCUGGGGAUGUUGAACUCGCAAGCAACUGCGUUAGAAUCUAAUCAUGACUUGGGAAUGGAUCAGUUCAUUCAACAACACUUAGAACUAAAAGAGAUAUAUCAUCUCAAGAGACAGUUGCUACAUUCAUGGCAUUAA
This is a messenger RNA of Lachancea nothofagi CBS 11611, 528 nucleotides long. NCBI's taxonomy places the organism in Eukaryota, Fungi, Ascomycota, Saccharomycetes, Saccharomycetales, Saccharomycetaceae. The record is from the annotation of a GenBank genome assembly.